AUGGCGUCGUAUCCAUAUCCAAUAACAGAUGAUCCGCAAUUUUACUCAGAACAAGAGCGCAAUAAAACUAAUGACGGAAUGAAAUCGAUAUCAUUGUUGCAACAACCUUUAUUAAUUUCAAGUGAACUAUUUGAUGAUGUAUUGAAUGUGACUUUCUUUCCUUUACAAAGAACAUAUACAAUUGCUUAUGGUACAGAUGUGGUAGUAACUAAUACCAGCCAUUUUGAUCAUAGCACAUCACGUGAUGAUAAGUCUGUCUAUUCUUUACGAACUGCCGACGAUUUUAAUUCGAAAAUUGAUCCUGUCUUUCUUAUUACCAUUUGCAUUUCGAUAGGUUACAUGGAAUGA
This is a messenger RNA of Adineta ricciae, 348 nucleotides long. NCBI's taxonomy places the organism in Eukaryota, Metazoa, Rotifera, Eurotatoria, Adinetida, Adinetidae. The record is from the annotation of a GenBank genome assembly.